GCGGGCAGUGGGAUGCGGGCGGCGGGCGGAGGGCCGGGCUGCGGCUGCAAGGGGAUCCGCUCCUGCCUGCUCUGUGAGGGGCCCGCGCCGGCCGCUCCGCCCCCGCAGGGAGAAGAUAAUUUCACUUACUGUCCAGCAACAGGCCUAGCUAAAGGAAAUGAGCACUCGGAAUUUGCUGGCUGGGCAUUCCCCUUUCCAGGGGUGUUCCUGAUGGAGGAGUUCAUUAGUGAAGAUGAAGAGCGUGAGAUAGUGGAACUGAUGGAUCGAGAUGACUGGAAACCAUCACAGUCUGGCCGAAAGAAGCAGGACUAUGGACCCAAAGUGAACUUCAAGAAGCAAAGGCUGAAAGCUGACGGCUUUACCGGUUUGCCAAGUUUCAGCAGGAAGAUUGUGGCACAAAUGAAGGCCUGCUCUGUGCUCAGUGGUUUCUUACCUGUUGAACAGUGUAACCUGGACUACACACCGGAGAGGGGUUCUGCCAUAGACCCCCACUUUGAUGACUGGUGGCUGUGGGGGGAGCGUCUCGUCAGCUUAAACUUGCUCUCCAAAACCGUGCUCUCCAUGUCCUGUGACUCAGAGGACACUAUCCAAUUAUCCCCCACUUUCAGCAAAGGGGAAAUAAGCCCCCCCGGGUCUCUCACACAAACAUCAGCGUGCAGAAAUUCGGGCGAGGAGGGAAUCGAGGGCGUUGUGCCCCCGAGGCUGGUUCCCAGUAAGGAGGUGACUGUUGCUGUUCACUUGCCCCGGAGGGCGCUGGUGGUGCUGCAGGGGGACGCGCGGUACAAGUGGAAGCACGGGAUCCACCGCAAGCACAUCGAGAACCGCCGGGUCUGCGUCACGUUCAGGGAGCUCUCUGCAGAGUUCAGCGCCGGGGGAAGGCACGAGGAACUGGGCAAAGAACUGCUGGAAAUAGCUCUUUCAUUCCAAGGGAGGCCGGUGUGAUCAAGGGGAAGGCCGAGUUGCAUUUUGUUAGGAAAUUUGUAAAACGAGGUAGGGAAUUUGUACGACCCGGUUUAUUUGUGUGUGUGAGGAACCAGGUGUGUGCAGAGAGAAGCUCAAUAAAGUGGAAAUUUGACAAACAGAAA
Neopelma chrysocephalum (saffron-crested tyrant-manakin) is the source of this 1085-nucleotide messenger RNA. RefSeq names its product alkB homolog 4, lysine demethylase (gene ALKBH4). The transcript has 3 exons. Gene Ontology annotation, biological process: protein demethylation; actomyosin structure organization; oxidative demethylation. The record is from RefSeq and is a predicted model, not a curated record. Gene Ontology annotation, molecular function: actin binding; oxidoreductase activity; demethylase activity. Bases 13 to 942 code for a protein of 309 amino acids. Gene Ontology annotation, cellular component: midbody; contractile ring. Lineage: Eukaryota; Metazoa; Chordata; Aves; Passeriformes; Pipridae.